ACCAUUAAAGAGAGGUGUCAGUCAAUUUCAAUUUUUCAAUCGCACCCCUGUCACUUUCUAAAUUCUCACUUCUACCCCCUGCACUUUUCCACUUUUUCAUUUUUGGCACAUAGUUAAAUUUUGUCAUUUACUUUGCGCCACGGAAACCAGCCCUUUUAUCCAUCCAUCACCUCACUUGUCAUCUUCUUCUUAGACCCAAAAAGAUUCUUUUUUUUUUUCUGAAUUGAAUUUAAUUUCAAUUUCCCCCAUUGUUGUUUUACAGACACCCCCAUUAAUUUAGGUAAUAAAAAAGCAAUCUUUUUUAUUUAUUUUUCCUCCAAUUUUUCAUUUGCACUUUCUGCACAUGAAGCAAGAAUUACAUGUUCUUGGAAACAAAGUAGAGUAGCCCUUUGGAAAGUGAUUUUCUUGAAUAUUCAUUUAGGGUUUAUAUUAGUACUCCUGUCUGAAAAUGAAAAAGGCAGUGGCAAAAAAGUAAUAUUAAUGCUAGUAGUUUAUCUCUGUUCAACACUAUGAUCAAGAAUCUCUGAAACAUUGAGCAAAAAAAGAAAAAAAUGGGGGAGAAGAAGAAAGAUACUCCGGCAACUGUUUGGUUUUCCUUGAAGAAAUCACUGCACUGUAAAUCUGAGCCGUCCGAUGUGCACAAUCCGAAGACCCGGAAGCAAUUGACCGCAAUCCUGACCCGGAAAACCGGCAGAUCGGGUUGUUCCCGGUCCAUAGCGAAUCUGAAAGAUGUGAUUCAUGGCAGCAAGCGCCAUCUGGAGAGGCCGCCUAGCUGCAGCCCAAGAUCCAUCGGCAGCAGUGAGUUUCUCAAUCCAAUUGCCCACGAAGUGAUUCUCAGCAACUCCAGAUGCGAGCUCAAAAUCACCGGUUUUGGCGGUUUUCACGACGGGUUUAGCGGCGGUGACAGCGGCGGCGGGGGUGGCGGCGGUGGUGGUGGGUCGACGUAUGUGGGAACUUUGAGGCCUGGGACGCCUGGUCCUGGAGGCCACCCAACAAUGCACUACUUCAACCCUUCUUUCAAGAACUCUGCUGCAACGCCGCCGCGGAAGACGGCGGCGGCGCUUUUGGCUGAAGGAAGAGAUGGGUUUGGCGGCGGCGGCGGCGGUGGUAAUGGUUUGCUUCCCUCCCAGAAAAGGGCUUCCUUUGAUAAAGAAAGCAAUGGUGUCACUUGCCACAAGUGCGGCGAGCACUUUAUCAAGUGGGAAGCUCUUGAAUCUCAUCACCUCUCCAAACACGCCGUAACUGAAUUAGUGGAGGGAGAUUCAUCGAGAAAAAUAGUCGAAAUAAUCUGCCGAUCGAGCUGGUUAAAAUCCGAGAACCACUCCGUAAGAAUCGACCGUGUCUUGAAAGUCCACAACAUGCAGAAAACCCUAGUCCGAUUCGAGGACUACCGAGAAGCCGUAAAAAUAAAAGCAAGCAAACUCCCCAAGAAGCACCCUCGUUGCUUAGCAGACGGAAACGAACUCCUGAGGUUCCACGGCACCACCAUAGCGUGCACCCUCGGCAUGAACGGUUCGUCGAGCCUCUGCAUUUCGGACAAAUGCUGCGUUUGUCGGAUUAUCAGAAACGGAUUCUCCAACAAGAGGGAAAUAAAAGGCGGUGUGGGAGUUUUCACGACCUCGACUAGUGGAAGGGCUUUCGAGUGCAUAGAAAUGCUGGAUAACGAUGUUUCGAUUAGGAAAGCUUUGAUCGUUUGCCGUGUAAUCGCGGGGAGGGUUCAUCGGCCGUUGGAGAAUAUACAGGAGAUGGCUAGCCAAACGGGGUUCGAUUCUUUAGCAGGUAAAGUCGGUAUGUAUUCGAAUAUUGAGGAGCUUUACUUGCUUAAUGCUAAAGCUCUUCUUCCUUGUUUUGUUGUUAUUUGCAAAACAUGAUAACAAAUGAAUAUGAAAAAAAAAUGAGAAAAAAAAAACUAAGUGUUGAUAUAUCUUUUUACCUAGAUUUUGUACCUAGGUUUUAUGUAAUAUUUUGAGCAUUAUGUUUAAUGUUGUUACAUUGUUUUGCUGGGAAUUGAUUGGAAAAAUCUUUUCUUGGAUAUUUUUUUUUA
Messenger RNA from Erythranthe guttata (spotted monkey flower), 2044 nucleotides. RefSeq lists its product as uncharacterized. The record is from RefSeq and is a predicted model, not a curated record. Lineage: Eukaryota; Viridiplantae; Streptophyta; Magnoliopsida; Lamiales; Phrymaceae.